UUUAGGAAAACAAACAUGGCUUUGCUUUCAACUUUCAUCAUUGCCGCUUAGUCGCCGAUCGUGGCAAAAAUAUUUCUGACCUGUUUUGGAAUCUAACUGGGGACGACGGCGCUUGCAUGUGUCUGUUAUGGGAAAUCUUUAAUCUAAAUUUUUUCCAUAAAAACUAUGGUGAAAACUCUCUAUAUUGUAGUAUAUGGAUACACUGGGCGCAUCUGAUGCUUUAGGGCUUGACCCACCAACAUCUGGAAAUGUUAACCAUUUGGAUGAUGGGUUAAGAGGUAGUUCCUUAAACUUAAACACACCAACAGACAUUACAGAUACCAAUGUCAUGUUUCAUGCUCCUUCAUUGGACCUGGAUCAUGAUAUGUUUGGGUUUUACAAUGCCGAUGACCCACACAAUGAGAUUCAUGAUGAAAUUAUGCCUGAACAUAAUGAUACUGUAGAAUCAUCAGAGAAUGGCCAAAACAUUUCAAUGGUUAAUGAAAAGGAGAAUGUUAGUUUAGAGCCAACUGAAGAAAAUGAUGUGGAUAACUUUGAAGAAGCAGAACAUCGUUUGUUUGAAGGUGGUGAUGUGGAGGCUUAUGAGUCAGAAGACGGCACUGGUAAAUGUGAAUAUUGUGGUGUGGUUGGAUUACAAGAUAAUUUUUAUUCAAAAAGUAAAAGAUUCUGUAAAAUGGAAUGUUCAAAGAAAUAUUCAGCACUUUUUCAGAAAAAAGGACCGGGGACAAGAGUUGCUAUUUCCACAUUGAAUAGGCCUAACAAGAGGAAAAUACAACGUCCUGCUAUUAAAUUUAAAAAAGUUAAGGUUGAAGCACAGCUAGAUACAGGUACAAUGUCAAAUUUAGAAUCUACUUUGCAACAAGUUUCAAUAAAUGAAAAUAAACCGCAAACAGAUGAAUUACCAUCAACCAGUGAUGAUUUUAUAAAUGAAAUUACUGAGAAUAGCAAUACUGCGAGUUGGAUAGAUCAAGAAUUUAAUUGGAAGGAAUAUCUGGCACAAAAUAACGACAAACCUGCUUCUGAAAGGUUGUUUAAGCAUAUUGUGAAAGCCCCAUCACUGACGGAAGCUCACGUUGGAAUGAAAGUGGAAGUAACUAAUGACCAUUCAGAUUUGACAAAAGAAACUGAUGUUUCGUUUUGGCUUGGAACAGUAAUAAACGCAGAUCAGAACAUGGUAAUGUUAAGAUACGCUGGUUAUGAUAAUGAUGUUUCAGAUUUUUGGAUUGAUAUUCGUUCCAAGCUUAUACAUCCAAUUGGAUGGUGUUACAAGACACGUCGACCAUUAGUACCUCCACCAGAGUUGAAAGAAUCUAUUGCUGAAUGGCAGAAGUUUGUAUUUCAACAAUUGUCAGGAGCACGAACGUUAUCAUCUGAUUUUAUGGACAGAGUACGAAAAGGACAUUAUAAUAAAUUUGAAAUUGGAAGCAAAGUUGAAGUUUGUGAUAAGCAUAAUUUGAUUUCAAUGUGUGUUGCAACAAUUAUUGACAUCGUUGGUGAUCGAUUGCGCUUACGAUAUGAUGGUUUGGAGGACGAAUCAGCUGGUGAUUACUGGUCACAUUUUCUUUCCAAUGAUAUUCAUCCAGUAGGUUGGUCUCAGUUAGUUGGCCAUACCUUAUCACCUCCUCAUGGGUGGCAACAUACAUUGACUGAUUGGAAUGAAUUUCUCGCUGAGGAUCUACACGAGUCCAACGAUGCAUUACAAGAAUGCUUUGUACCUGAAUCGAUGGGCACCCCUCCUUCUGAUGCUGGUUCGUUUGAAGUGGGCAUGAAACUUGAGGCUCUUGAUCCUCGUAAUCCAUUGUGUUUAACAGUAGCUUCUAUUGUUAAAACUCUCCAGUUCAAUUAUUUUAUAGUUGGUUUAGACUCUCAAGAAACAUUUUUUAUCUGUCAUUCUACAAGUACUAGCAUAUUUCCCGUGGGUUGGGCAAAACAACACAAAGUAUUCUUAACACCACCAAGAGAUUAUGCAGGGAAACCAUUUGAUUGGAAUAAAUAUGUAAUAAAAACAGAAAGUGUUGUAGCACCAUCACAUUUGUUUCUACACUUGAAAAGAAGAGUUGUUCCAUUCGAAAUAGGGACCAAAGUUGAAGCAGUUGAUCUCAGAGAACCCUCAUUUAUUUGUCCCGCAACGAUUGUAGCCACGCAUGGUUGCCUUUUAAGGGUUCAUUUUGACGGUUGGGAUUCCACCUUUGACCAGUGGGUUAGCCACGAAACACUUGAUUUAUUCCCAGUUGAUUGGUGUGAAAAAAACGGACAUCCAUUGCAACCACCUGGUUCACUGAUACCAGAUCCCGUCUUAGAUACGUUAAGGAUGAAAAAAGCGUCAAAUACUAUUGCCAGAAGAGGUUCAAGCCAUGGUAGGGUCGGACGACCGCCUGGUUCUCUUAAUAAAACGCAUACACCGAGAGGUCCUGCAGGCCGAGGAUUGACAGGGAAAGGCGGAAAAGGUGGUAAAGCAGGUGGCAAGCGUGGAAAGUUAAAACUAACAGCCAAUACGGGAAAUGUGCCUUUUGAAAGACAAAGAUUUGGUAAUCUGAGAGAGAUGAGAAAGGGAAGUGAUGUGCAAUUUGCAUUUAACCAAAAAUGUGCAUGUGGACCGUUUCUAAAUCCAGAUGAAAUUCGAAAGUUACCGAACAGUAUUAGCGGAUAUUUAAAUGGACCGCCUCAUCAGAACUGUAUUAGAAAGAGUUUACUUGACAUUGUUAAUGCAGCUAUAGACCCUAACCAACUGUUAGAAUUGUUUAGUAGAGAAUUUUACCAAUCGAAAAAGCAUAAAGACUUAAAAUUAGACAAUAUUGUUUGCCUUGAAAUAACAGGUAAAAAUGGUAAAAGGUUUUUAAGGAGAAUCAGAGGACCGAGUCGAUCUGGUAUUUUAGCGAAAUAUCUGCAGAGAAUAUGCGAGAUGUUGCAAUGCUGUCCAUAUUUGAUUGUUGAAGACAGGUUUCCAUCUGGAAAGUGUGAUAACGAUUGUCAUUCAAUAUUUAACGAUGGCUCGUCAUCAGUGCGUGGAAUUUCCCAGGAGCACCACACCAAAACUCUGUUAGAUGACGACAAUAUGAUUCCUGAAGAUGAAAAAGAUAAUAGCAUGGAUGAAUUCUCGAUUCAUGUAGAACAACUGACUGCAUCGAAUUCAACUGUUACUAGUUCAACUACUCAAUCGACGGCUCCUAUAGAUUCGCCUUGUGAUCCUUCAUCUUCCUCAAUUGAUCGCGGAAUUGAUCCAUUGAAUUUGUUAGAUCAGGAGUUUCUUAGUUCUAAAGACCCAAGAGAAUGGUCGGUGCAAGAAGUAAUGGAUUUUAUGACUGCUAUUGGUUGUCCUGCGCAUGCACCUUCCUUUCAGAAACAGGAAAUUGACGGCAAAGCCCUAUUCUUGUUAUCUUUUGACGAAUUGGAAUCGUUAACGGAGAACAAACUUGGACCUAUUACGAAAUUAAAGGACGCAUUGCAAAGUCUAAAAAAGAUGUGGCAAAUCCCGACGUCGUCAUCUUGAGUUGUGUAUUUAAAACAGUGGUUGUAAUUGUGUUUCACCUUUGUUGUUUGUUUUUCUUCUGCCGUUGUUUGUCCUGAUUGCUAUAAUUAUUAUAUUCUCAAGAUUACGAGCUUUUUUAUUAGUUUUGCUUUUUAACGACAUUCUUUAAUGUAUAUAUUCCUAAGUAACUAUUUUCAUAUAUCAGUAACUAUCUAGACACCUAGCUCUAUGCUGAAUAUGAAUCUUUUCAGUAUGUCAAAGGCGAUAUUGCCUUUGAUAUCAAAGUUGAUUUCAAGAAUUAGUUGUACGCUCGCUGUAUGCUUUUGUGAAAUAUGUCUUAUAGUUGUACGAUGUAAAUAAGGUGAGAAAAGUCCCAAUAAACUGUAGUAUAAAUAUUGGGAUAAUAGUGUUGUAUAUAAUUUUGCUAUAUACGCCAGUAUGAAUUACUGAAGACGGAGCUCGUUAGCAAUUAUUUGCAGCUCCUGCUUUCAGUGGGUUGUAUUUUUAUAUAAGAAAGUAAGCUCUCUAAUAAUUGUCCGCCUGAUUGUUUUGUUAAAUUUAUUUUUCAAUUCUCCGAAAUUUACACCAUUGAUCAGAUUCCUAAAAUAUUCAAACUAUUGAAUAUAUUAUUUGCGAUUUUAUUUCUACUAUAAAGAUUGACGUUUAUAUUUUCCUCCCCUUUUUCCUGUCAUUUUUUUCUGGCUUGAAAUGUCCGAAGUGCUUAUUGGAUCCUACAAAUAAAUGCGAGCUUUUUACAAGAGAAUUUCACAGUUAAAAUCAAUUUGUUCCUAGAAUACUAUUGUGAUAAUAUAAGACUUGUUAAAAAACUGCUAAAGAUUUCUGUUUGUACUUUUCUCAAGUAAAAUACAACUCAUAGGUUUAUUUUUGAUAAGAUGUUUGUCAAUAAAGAAAUAUAAUAAUUUAUAUCCAUGUGAGCAAGGAGAUUCCUCCAUUCUUUUUCUCCACUCCACUUGUGUCAUUUACUGGAACUUAAUUCGUAUUUCAAGAAGAUUGACUGCUUGUAAAAAUUACUGAAUUUAAAAUUGAAUAUAGGUUGAUUUAGUUUUUAAUGAAUAAAUGUGGACAUAUUUGUACCUGCUCUACAGAGAAUACAAAACACUUUUGCUAAACA
Molecule: messenger RNA, 4601 nt
Organism: Hydractinia symbiolongicarpus
Lineage: Eukaryota; Metazoa; Cnidaria; Hydrozoa; Anthoathecata; Hydractiniidae
Product: MBT domain-containing protein 1-like
Exons: 18
Coding region: 194-3490 (1098 amino acids)
Biological process (GO): regulation of DNA-templated transcription
Cellular component (GO): nucleus
Molecular function (GO): zinc ion binding; protein binding
Source: RefSeq, a predicted model, not a curated record